Molecule: messenger RNA, 576 nt
Organism: Coniophora puteana RWD-64-598 SS2
Lineage: Eukaryota; Fungi; Basidiomycota; Agaricomycetes; Boletales; Coniophoraceae
Product: carbohydrate-binding module family 5 protein
Exons: 7
Coding region: 1-576 (191 amino acids)
Biological process (GO): carbohydrate metabolic process
Cellular component (GO): extracellular region
Molecular function (GO): hydrolase activity, hydrolyzing O-glycosyl compounds; carbohydrate binding
Source: RefSeq, a predicted model, not a curated record
AUGUUCUUCAACUCCGCUACAAUCGCUCUCGCACUUACCCUCGCCUCGGUGGUUCAGGGUGCCACAAUCGCUACUCGCGGUGGUGGUGACUGCAACGGCAUCUUGGGAUGGCAGCGUAACCAAGCUUAUUCACGCGGCGACGAGAUCUCGUACUGGGGAUCCAUCUGGCAAGCGAAAGAGUGGAGCUACAACAACCCUCCGGGCGACGCCGCUAACCAGUGGACCAAUGUUGGUUCCUGCGAUGGCGCUAACAACGGUAAUGGCGGCGGCGGUUCGGGUGGAGGUCAGAAUUGGAAUAAGGCGAGAGGGGACGACGGCAAUAAUGCACAGGGUGUGAACAAUGAUAAUGGCGGCAUCAACAACAGCAAUGGCUGGAACAACAACGGCAAUAACAACAGUGGCAGUAACUGCGACUGUUCCAACGCCCAGCCCUGGUCCAAAUCCGCACAGUAUCCCGGCGGUAGUUCCGUCACCUACAACGGUCACCUCUGGAUCGCCAACUGGUGGGUAACGAGCAACUGCCCCGGUGACACCUCAGGCUCUUGGGCCGACAAGGGCGCUUGCACCAAGUGGUAA